GGUUACCGAAAACAUGUCUGCAUCUUCAUCACGCCUGCCUACGUUUCCCGACGCUCAGCAGGCUCAAAUUAUAAGGGCGAACCAGAGAGAUUUGUUCCAUGUUGCAUCGUUGAGGGAACAAGCAGAGUCAGUACUUCGAUCGUGGCUUGGUACACGGUGGCUCACGCGAUGGGACAAGGAGGUCGAGCUAGGUGUGAAACUCAUGUACUACGGACUAUCCGUUGGUCGAGCUGUCCAGACUCUCGGGGAGGAAUACACAGAUAUCUGGGAAUACUCCUCUGAUGGAAGAACACCCUCGCGUUCUCUCCGAGCUGCGCUUAUCCUCCUACCUACGCUUCCUUCGUAUGCUCUGGCGCGUUGGGGUUCCCACAUUGGUGCCCUGAGCCCGAGAAUGGGCGAGUUGCUCAAGGCGCUACAGGUGUGUUUGGAAGUAGGGACGGAAAUCAACCUAGCGUUGUUUUAUCUGCGGGGCACAUACUAUGAUCUAGUGAAGAGGGUGUUGGGCAUUCGACAUGUGUCUUCUAUCCCAGAGAACCCUCAUGCUCGCCCGCCAUCAUAUUCAUUGCUUGGAAUACUCAUUGCGAUACGCCUUCUCCACCGACUUGUUACAUUUUUGCGCAGUAGAUCUCAAGCUGCUUCGGAAAAGUCCUCAGGGAAGCGUUCGCUGGACUCGACCAAUGAGAUGUUCAUUGACGAUCGGCCUGUUUCAACCUUACUCGGCGUCUCUGCCUCCGAGUCUGAUGUGAAACCAGCGGAAGAGGACGAGAACACAAUCUUAGAUAUCACGUCGAUACCUCCACCUCAGCGGGCAGGGAGGACGUGCACACUUUGUCUAGAAGAACGAACUGAUAGCUGUGCAACCGAGUGUGGGCACUUGUUUUGUUGGGGGUGUAUUGUAGGAUGGGGACGGGAGAAGGCAGAGUGUCCUUUGUGUAGACAGGCACUUAGUCUUACGAGGUUAUUGCCGAUUUACAAUCUAUAGUUUGAUGUCGUAUUUUGUUCUGUUCUGUUGUAUUAUCAGGUUGUCCUCAUGCGU
Suillus discolor is the source of this 1036-nucleotide messenger RNA. Its product is annotated as Pex12 amino terminal region-domain-containing protein. Gene Ontology annotation, molecular function: zinc ion binding. NCBI's taxonomy places the organism in Eukaryota, Fungi, Basidiomycota, Agaricomycetes, Boletales, Suillaceae. The transcript has 5 exons. The coding region runs from base 14 to 982 and encodes 322 amino acids. The record is from RefSeq and is a predicted model, not a curated record. Gene Ontology annotation, biological process: protein import into peroxisome matrix. Gene Ontology annotation, cellular component: peroxisomal membrane.